AUUGAUGAGUAGCGAGUGGCUAGUGAAUUUAAGCAACAAAGAAUAACAAAAAAACCUCAAAAAAUGGUUCAUCACUAUCACUAUGUCAUCGUUCUACUUUUGUUGUUCUUCACCUCAAUUUCAUCUCAUCAACAUCAUGAUCAUGAUCACGACCCUUCAAUCAUCUCAACCAUGGAACAAUUUUCUGGUUACUCAAUUCUUGAACCCACUUCCUUCUCUUCACUAUCCUAUGAUGCUCAAGCUCUGCAAAACCAGAUUGAUGAACUUUCUGGAUUUUCUGAUGCACCUGCUCCAUCAGUAACCAGGGUUUUGUAUACUGAUAAGGAUGUUUUAGCUCGCAGGUAUGUUAAAAACCUCAUGGGAAUUGCUGGUCUAUCUGUAAGAGAGGAUGCUGUUGGUAACAUAUUUGGUCGUUGGGAUGGAAGUGAACCCGGGCUUGCUGCAGUUGCAACAGGUUCCCACAUUGAUGCUAUACCUUACUCAGGAAAAUAUGAUGGAGUUGUUGGUGUUUUAGGCGCUGUUGAAGCCAUCAGUGUCUUGAAAAGGUCUGGUUUCAAACCUAAAAGAUCAUUGGAAGUCAUAUUAUUUACAUCGGAAGAACCCACACGCUUUGGAAUAAGUUGCUUAGGAAGCCGCUUAUUGGCUGGGAGUGAGAAUCUUGCAAAUUCUCUCAAGACUAUAACUGAUAGCCAAAACGUAUCCUUCUUAGAUGCUGCAAGGUCAGCAGGAUAUGCAAGAGAUGAAGACGAUUUAUCGAGUGUAUUUUUAAAGAAAGGAACAUAUUCUGCUUUUAUAGAGUUGCACAUAGAACAAGGGCCUAUUCUGGAGGACGAAGGCAUAUCUAUAGGCAUAGUCACUGCCAUUGCAGCUCCUGCAAGUCUAAGGGUUGAAUUUGAAGGCAAUGGUGGCCAUGCAGGUGCUGUCCUUAUGCCUAACAGAAAUGAUGCUGGUCUGGCAGCCUCUGAAUUAGCCCUGGCUGUUGAGAAACACGUCUUGGAAUCUGGGUCUGUUGAUACCGUUGGCACUGUUGGUAUCCUGCAACUGCAUCCUGGAGCAAUCAAUAGCAUCCCUAGCAAAUCACACAUAGAAAUUGAUACUAGGGACAUAGAUGAGGAAAGAAGAAACCAAGUUAUUGAAAAAAUUCACGAAACAGCAAUUAGAAUAACUAAAACCCGAGGUGUCAAGCUCACUGAGUUUCAUAUCAUCAAUCAGGAUCCACCGGCCCUAUCUGAUGAAGCAGUCGUCAACGCAAUGGAAACUGCAACAAAAGAGUUAAACUUGACGAGCAAGUUGAUGAUUAGUAGAGCCUAUCAUGACUCUUUGUUUAUGGCCAGGGUGUCUCCAAUGGGCAUGAUUUUCAUUCCAUGUUACAAAGGAUACAGCCAUAAGCCUGAAGAGUUUGCCAGUAUAAAAGAUAUGUCAAAUGGUGUAAAAGUACUGGCUUUCACCUUAGCCAAAUUGUCCCUUCAGUAGUAUCUUAUGUAAUUACUUGUGUUGACUAUCAUUGUAGAACAAGGACAUGUGAUUUAUUUCUGUUACAACUUAGUAAUUAAAUAAAUUUCAAAUUUUAGAUAAA
Medicago truncatula (barrel medic) is the source of this 1576-nucleotide messenger RNA. RefSeq names its product ureidoglycolate hydrolase. The record is from RefSeq and is a predicted model, not a curated record. Bases 64 to 1473 code for a protein of 469 amino acids. The transcript has 12 exons. Gene Ontology annotation, molecular function: hydrolase activity, acting on carbon-nitrogen (but not peptide) bonds, in linear amidines. NCBI's taxonomy places the organism in Eukaryota, Viridiplantae, Streptophyta, Magnoliopsida, Fabales, Fabaceae.